AAAUGGCAUCCCGCAAUAGUGGGAUGUCUAAUCUUGGUGCAGCAGCUGCUGCACGGAGCCAGAGAUGCGGGUGCACCGUGACAAGAGUAGCCACCUCCGAAGAACUCAUGAAUUGCCCGAAUUGCGGCGGAGUUGUUGCAGUUGUACAAGAAGAAUUUGGAACCCCCCCUUCAUCGCCAUUAAUCAAUCCUAUUAUUUAUCCUGAUGAUUUCUUCAUGCGCACGUCUGACUCGGACAGUGAUAAUGAUAUCCCCGGCCAUCUACUACCGCCGCCGCCGCCGCCGCCCUUUCUUCUGACCCUUGAGGCUAGUUCCAGAAGUAGAAACAGUGACGUCUACACCUACUCCGGUGUGUCUAUUGUGGAGGACGAGGACGAGCUGCCGAGUGUAAGGAUGACGGAAGGGCUUAUGGCUUCGUAUAGUUGUUCGCCAUGCGCGGUUUGUUUGAACAGUUUUGAGGUGAACGAGGUGGUGAAGAAGAUGCCUUGUAAUCAUGUAUUCCAUUCGGAUUGCCUAUUGCCUUGGCUGCAAUCGCAUACUACUUGCCCCGUUUGUCGUUCUCCGUUGCAUCAUCGUAGCUGAACGAUUAAUGCCCAAAAUUAAUGUAGAACAGUUUUUUUUUUUUUGGGUGAUUAUUAUUACUAUUAUUGUUAUUGUCAUAUUUUGUUUUUCGAGAAAGUGCUCUUUGAAAACAGAAUGGAAAUUCAACAAACACUCUCCUGUUUGUUCACGAAAUGAAACAAGGGGAAGUUCAUG
Molecule: messenger RNA, 755 nt
Organism: Coffea eugenioides
Lineage: Eukaryota; Viridiplantae; Streptophyta; Magnoliopsida; Gentianales; Rubiaceae
Product: RING finger protein 44-like
Exons: 1
Coding region: 3-581 (192 amino acids)
Biological process (GO): ubiquitin-dependent protein catabolic process
Molecular function (GO): ubiquitin protein ligase activity
Source: RefSeq, a predicted model, not a curated record